CCCCAUCCAGAGGGACCUCUUGUCUCCAGACAGCAUCACAGUGGGACCACGGAGGGAGUGAAAGAGGGAGCAAACACAGAAGCAGCCCCGGCUGGGGAGGGCAGGUCUCCAGCCAUGGAGCUGCAAAGUCUGGCAGAGGUGGUGCUGGCCAUGGCGGCAACUGGGUUCGAUGGGAGUUGCUUAGGGAGACAGAGAGUGGCCCACAUCGCCUGGCCGCCGCAGAGGGGCACAGACAGCUGACAAGGACACAUGGCAGUAAGAAGUCAAAGUGCCCUUUGGAGAGAAUCCACUUCGGUUCAAUGACAGAUGACGGAUCAAGAUGCUUCAGGUGUGCGCACUGAAGAGCCCCUUGCUGUGAAACACCCCCCCCCAACACCUAUAUUUGCUACACUGGAGGGGUGGGGGAGAAAAGGCCCAGCAGAGGAUAGGAAAUGAGGAGGGUCAGCUGCCUUCUGGCAGUGGUCCUUUUCAUCCUUGCAGUGAUCAAUGUUGAGUGUGCCUCUAGACCAGGGCCCAGAGUGUGCUCCAUGGGGCUGAAGAGCCAGGUGAUGUCCUACCUCGUGUCCCAUGCCCAACCUAUGUACCAGCCUUACCUCACCUUGUGCCAGGGAUACAGGCUCUGCAGUAUGUACAGAACCAUCUAUAAAACUGCCCAACGCCUAGCCUAUCGGAAGCAGUCCUAUCCAACGUAUGCCUGCUGUCCUGGGUGGAGACGGGCAAAUGGUGCCCCUGGGCUUGGAUGCAAUAUAGCAAUCUGCCGCCCCCCUUGCCAGAAUGGUGGGAAGUGUCUGUCCCCUAACAAGUGUUCUUGCCCUUCAGGAUGGAGCGGAAGGAGUUGCCAGACAGAUGUGGACGAAUGUGCUGGAGGGAGACACGGGUGCAGCCACACCUGUCGCAACGUGGUUGGGAGUUACCACUGCACCUGCCAACAAGGUUACGAACUUGGUGUGGAUGGAAGGACCUGUGAGGCUCUGGGAGUGCCCACGGAUGCCGUGAGCCCAGCUAGGACCACCAACCUGAUGGUGGAGGAUGAAGUGCGGCAGCUGAAGACCAGGAUGGCUGCUCUGGAGGAAAAAUUUCAGCUCACGCUAGCGCCGUUCCUCAAAGUGGAGGUGCCAGGGUUGGAGGGGACCCCUGCCGACCCCAUCGCCCUCCUGGUGCACUCUUUGCAGAAGCUGGACAGAAUCGACUCUCUCAGUGAGCAGAUCUCUUUCCUGGAGGAGCGGCUGGAGAUUUGUUCUUGCAAAAAUGAAGGUUAAGUAAGAGAACAGAAGAUUCAAAUGGAGCGGGACUCCUAGCCUCUUCUCUGUCACCAAAGUAUGCAUCUGUACAGCAACGAAUAACUUUGUGGACUAAAGAAGCAAAGUGAAGCCAUCAGGCGUUAAAGAAACACAGGAUGCCAGCUAGAAAGGAACUCUUAUAGGCGUCCUGAAAAUUAAGCAAGCUGCAGUUUCUGGUAAUAGAAAAGCUUGCAACCCUCAUCCCCAAAUGUGGUACAUAGGAAGCUGCCUUAGUCAGACCCUAGAUCCAUCUAGCUCAGUAUUGUCUAUACAGGCAGCAGUGGCUAUCCAGGGUUUCAGCUCUUCCCUUAAAAAUUAAGCAAGAUUCUAGACCUCAUUGUUCUGUAUAAAGGACUCAAGUAGCAACAAAAGAAGCUGCCUUAUACCAAGUUAGACCAUUGGCCUUUUUAGCUCAGCAAACUACCUAGUUUGCUUUUGGGUUGGUUUUUUUUGGUGGUGGAAGGAGGAGAGGAUGAAGGCUGUGUUAUCUUAAAGCAGCUUUGCCCAAACCUGAUACCUUUGGGACUACAACUCCCAUCAUUCCUAGCCCUUGAGCCAUGCCAGCUGGGGUGGGUGGCUGGCUGGCGGGAGUUAAGUGUCUGGCAACAGAAUCAGGCCAGUGGCCCAUUUAAUUCAGCAUCGUCACAAGAGUUUGGUGGCAUCAUUGCUGUGAUUUCUGCAUUGGAUUAGAUCAGGCACCCCCAAACUUCCUGCCCUCCAGAUGUUUUGGACUACCAUUCCCAUCUCCCCCGACCACUGGUCCUGUUAGCUAGGGAUCAUGGGAGUUGUAGGCCAAAACAUCUGGAGGGUCGCAGUUUGGGGAUGCCUGCAUUAGAUGACCCUUGGGGGCCCUUCCAACUUUUCAUCUCUAUGAUACUUAUGUUCUGGAGAGCUGAAGGUUCCACCCCACUCUGGGCCAUGCCUCCUGUUUUCUUCUGCCACCAUAAGUGUGUACAAAACCUCCCUAUUUUGAAAAUAAUUGCCUAGAGAGAACUUAAUGGUACAAUUUACUCACUUCUGCAAAAGUGCAAAGGCUUGGCACCAGUAAUUACCUGAUGCAAUAUUAUUAUUAUUUUCCUUUUGGAAAUAAGUUGUUUUUUUCCAAUAAAAGACACCCACACACACCGAGUUAAAUGCUAUUCUUUGGAAAGAGGUUGCAAUAAUGGGCUUCAGGAGAGGAGGGUGGCAUAGCAUCCAUGUGCAGAAAUAGGGUCACCGGGUGGGACGUCUCUUCAGAUGACAAGUAACUCUAUUGGGGGAAAUUACUGCCAGAAAUGGGGGUGGCUGUUGCCAACAUUCAGGGCUCCAAGAUGGUUUUAAGAAAUCCAUGGAGCCUCCCAUUCAAUUUAGUGGCUGUAUACUGUAUUUGGCAAGAAAUUGAUCUGUUUGGCAGUGCCUGCAUUGGGAACCGCCUGUCUAUUGACACCCCAUGGGUGCCAGCUGAAACAUUGAUUAGACAAGCCUAUACAGAUAUUUAGAAAACUGGUGCCGGUUUUAGUCUCUUUUUAAUAAUCUAUUGUUACUUCAAUUUUUCAAAAGCCUUAAAUUAUUGUUGCUAUUUUUUCGUCUUGCUAAUUUUAUAAUUUUACCUUUUUUGUGAACUGCUUUGAGGAUUGUUUUUGUUUUCUUACACAAUCAAGUGGUAUAUAAAUUGUAUGAAAUAAAUAAACACAGGCCUCAAGAGUAGAGGAUUUUAGAAUUUCA
This is a messenger RNA of Zootoca vivipara (common lizard), 2984 nucleotides long. RefSeq names its product EGF like domain multiple 7 (gene EGFL7). The record is from RefSeq and is a predicted model, not a curated record. NCBI's taxonomy places the organism in Eukaryota, Metazoa, Chordata, Lepidosauria, Squamata, Lacertidae. Gene Ontology annotation, cellular component: cell surface; extracellular region. Gene Ontology annotation, molecular function: calcium ion binding; signaling receptor binding. Gene Ontology annotation, biological process: anatomical structure development.